AUGGCAAGCCUAAAGUGGGUCAGCAAACUAAUGGAGGAUGUGACCUGCCCCAUAUGCAUGAAAAUUCUACAGGAUCCUGUCAUCACUAAUUGUGGGCACAACUUCUGUCUGCAAUGCAUCAAUCAGAAAACUACAGCUACAGAAAAUCCCCAAUGUCCGCUCUGCAAACUCCCUGUGGAUAAGAAUGUGUUCAAGCCCAAUAAGCAGUUGGCUAGCAUUGCAGAGAAAAUCCAGGCUAUGGAUCCUGCUGAGGUCCAAUCAGAAGAAGAAGAGCCAAGAUGUCGGAAGCACAAAGAAAAGUUUCAUUAUUUCUGUGAGGAGGAUAACGAGUUCCUCUGCUUGGUGUGUUGUGACUCCAAGGACUACAAAGCCCACGAAGUUACCUCGAUAGAUGAGGCUGCCAAGAACUACAAGGUGCAGAUUGAGACACAGCUCCAGAUCUUGGGGCAAAAGGACAAAGAAAUAAUUGAAAAGAAAAAGGAAGGUGAAGGAGCAAUCCAGGUGUUCAGGGCCCAGGUACAUCUAGAGAAACUAAAGAUCCUUGAGGAAUUUAAACAUGUGCGCCAGAGACUGGAAGAGGAAGAGAGAUUCCUCCUGUCCAGGCUGAGCUGGCUGGAGCAGGAGGGAGUCAAGCAGAUAGAAGAAUAUGUCACUGACAUAGAGGGACAGCUGUCCACCCUCAGAGACCUCACAAGGUCCCUGAAAAAUAAACUACAAGUGCCAUCCAUGAAGCUACUGGAGGGCGUCAAAGACAUCUUGGGCAGGAGUACAGAAUUUGAGUUUUCCAACCCAAUACCAGUUCCUAUGAAGCUGCAGAAAAAAAUCAGUGAAGCAAAAACAAGACAUGAGUUCAUCAUAGAAAGCCUUAACAAAUUAACAGACAACCUGACCACUGAAGGGAAGGAAGAUAGAAGCACAUUCCUGAACAGCCUGGAUGAGAAGGACAUGGAGAAGUGGUGCCUGUUACAGGAGAAUAACUCAAAGUUGCCCACCUCAGUACCUACAACCCUGGACAUGGCCUCAGCUGACCCAAACCUGACCUUUUCUCAGGAUCUAAAGAAAGCAAGCUUGUACGUUAUCGACGGCACAUUGAAUAGGCAGGCAAAACCUCCACAAUUCGAAAAAUUCCACUGUGUGAGGGGCUCCCCAGGCCUCUCCUCAGGCCAUGGGGUGUGGGAGGUGGAAAUUCAGGGACCCUCAAAUCAGGAUGGCAUAGUGGGUGUGGUCGCUGAGUUGUCUCAGGGGUUCCAGAUUCCGAACUCUGAGCCAAGCUGCUUGUGGGCACUGCAGAUCUCGUCCUCUGGAUGUCAGCCAAUCACCAACUGCAGUAUUCGGGAGAAUCUCCCAUUCUCUUAUAGGAAAGUGGGCAUCUACGUAGAUUAUGACCAUGGAGAUAUAGUCUUCUAUGAUGCCGUCACUAACAAACACAUCUACACCUUCCAAACUUCCUUUGACAGACCGGUCUUCCCUUAUUUUGGGCUCAAAACCGCCCGCAGCUCUAUCACCCUAAGCCCCUAG
Molecule: messenger RNA, 1518 nt
Organism: Chionomys nivalis (European snow vole)
Lineage: Eukaryota; Metazoa; Chordata; Mammalia; Rodentia; Cricetidae
Product: E3 ubiquitin-protein ligase TRIM31-like
Exons: 8
Coding region: 1-1518 (505 amino acids)
Molecular function (GO): protein binding; zinc ion binding
Source: RefSeq, a predicted model, not a curated record